Messenger RNA from Rhododendron vialii, 1779 nucleotides. RefSeq lists its product as uncharacterized. The transcript is spliced from 5 exons. NCBI's taxonomy places the organism in Eukaryota, Viridiplantae, Streptophyta, Magnoliopsida, Ericales, Ericaceae. The coding region runs from base 209 to 1531 and encodes 440 amino acids. The record is from RefSeq and is a predicted model, not a curated record.
GAAACCAGACCCACAAAAAAAAGCUCAAAAUCUGUUUCUCUCUCAGAAAUCUAUACAUACAAAGCACCUACAUACAGACAAGACCCCGACCCCACCCCCCAUCUCUCCUCUCCCCAUUUCCCCCAAGACACCUCGUGUGCGUGAUUGAAAGACAGACAGAGAGAGAGAGGGAGACAAAAAUUUUCGAGAGAGAGAGAGAGACCCACUAAUGGCGGCACAAGCCCAUGAGGGCGAGCAACCAACCAACACGGCCGAACUCUCCGACAACCAACAACAAACCCACGAAAAACUCCUGACUUCCUACCUGGGUCUAACCUUCGCUGUCUACCUCGGCCUCACCCGAAGCUCCUCUCUCUCGUCCCUCCAAUCCCGCAACAGGGACCUCUGCCUGAAGCUGAUCGAGGCCGAGGAGCAGCUCCGCCAGCUGCGCUCGCGCCGCAAGGAGGACUCCAAGGCCAACGCGCGCGUGGUCGAGAUCUUCGCCAGCCAGCGCCACGCGUGGCGGCGGGAGGAGGAGCGGCUGCUGCGCGGGAUUGACGCCGCGGCGGAGGAGAUCGCCCGGCUCCGGGAGCGGGCGGGGGAGCUGGAGAGCUCCGACGCCGAGCUGAGGAGGGAGGUGGAGGAGCUGAGGAGAGAGGUCGGGGAGAGGGAGGAGAUGCUGAAUUUCGUCACGAGGCAGCCGGAGUUCGAAGAGGGAGGGCGGUGGUGUUCGGAGGCGGCAGUGGAGGCGGUGGGUGCGGGGUUUGGGGAGUUUAGGGUUUCGGAGGGGGUGGGAGGUGAGGUGGGAGAGGAGGGAUUUUUGGAGAGAGAGGGGUAUGGUGGUGUGGAGGAAAUGGGGGCUGCUGUGUAUGGAGAUAAUGAUGGGUUUAGUUCUGAGUUGAGGAAUUCUGCUUCCAAGUUUUGGGCUGAAAGAGCGAGUGUUUGGCAGGAUGUACAGUAUGAAUCCCUUGAAUCAUUGUGUCAUCUGAAGCAUUUUGCUUCGAGAAGGGAGUCCCCUUGGAAGUUGGAAGGUGAAGCCUCAGGUGUAUCCUCUAAACUGAAGUUACUUGAGCAGGAACUGCUGAAUUUGGAAAGAAUUGGGAAAAGUGAUCUAUCCAAGGUACCGUCAAAAAUGCGGAAGCAAACAAGGAGAUAUCAAACUCUUGCGGGGAAGAUCGAUAACUUAUGUAGAAGAAUGCAGGCAAGUGAUCCCACUUUGAGCUCAGAGUUGCGAGCACAAAGGCAAACCGAGUUUUUGAUUGAAGCAUUACGUCUCCAGCAGCGUGCAUCUGAAACUGGACAGAAGCUAAUGGCAUUACAAACUGAGACAGGAAAGGGGUAUUUUGGGGAUGAUAUGGAAAGUCAAGCCAAACUGACGACGAGGCGGUGCUUGGACUCCAUUAAAAACAACUUCAAAGAAAUCCAGAGGAAUCUGGAGAUUUGGUUGGCAAGAAUUGUUGGAGAUGUUGAAGGGAUUCUAGCCAGAGAUGGCGCUUCUCGUGUAAAGGAGUAUUAUGUAUCCAGGUCUGGCACAAACCCAUUUAAGUGGUGAUAAGAAGUCCCACAGAAGCGGAAUGAUUUCAUUGUUCAAAGAGAAACCAAGGAGGAAAGAAGAUUAAUUUGAGAUAAGGGUAUCAAAGAGGAUUGGAAACACUCAUUUUAAAGAAGUUAGUAAGCACCAGUAGUAAUGAUAUGAACUUGUGAUACAGAUAAAGGUGGAACCCUUGUGUAAAGCUGUACGUUAUUUUUUAUAAUUAAUAUUCUAGGGAAGGAGAAAUGCUAUGGGUUGAGGUUUCUUUA